UGUGGUAAAUAUUAUUUGUGUUUGGAGCUCACAAGUUAUGAGAGCGAGUGAACGAUGGCAGAAUUUUCAUUUUGUGGUGAACUAACCCUUAAAAUGCUAAUCUGAGGCGAGCCGGUUCCCUAUAUUCUCAAAUUACGCCAUUGCUUGACUGACAAUUCAUUUGCUAACUGUUAAAUUAUCAUAGGUAAAUAUGUCGUCUGGGGAGUUUCCUUCAGAUGAGAUUCCUGCACAGUUUCUCGAGAUGCAGGAUCGUGUGCUUUAACAGUGUAUUGGAAGGCCUCGUGUGGUUUGGAUAUUUGAAAGCAGGUUAACGUUGAGGUUUGUCGUUCUGUCAGUUAUUUCAUGUAAGAGGUGAGCACUGAGCAUCGUAUUUGCAACUUACAACAAUGAGAACCAGAUUCAUCCAAAGAUAAAACACCUGCUCAGGAGGAUUACAAGACACAGAAACACCGCAUCUCUCAAACAUGUCCAUCACUGUGCUGUUAAAGAAGAUAUUCAAUCUACCCGGGAAAUAUGACAGGAAAGUGGAAUUGUCUUUUAGAGGUUUUACUCACAAAACCAAGAUUCUUCAGUGUGAGAAUAUAGCCAUCUUCAAUGAGCAUUUCAGAUGGCCUCACUAUGGGAAGGUGGAGAGGGAUGAAGUUCUGUCCAUCAGUGUAUUCAACUGCAGUAAGAUGUUCAGCAACAGACUGCUGGGGAAGCUGGUGAUCAGCCUGCAGCAUGUGGUUUCUGUGGGUCAGCUGAUCCUCCGAGAGCCUCUAACAGACGCUCAGCACAGUCUGACUGAUAUGUACAUUGAGCUGGAGGUGAAGUACAGUCCUCUUCAGGGAGCAGCAGGAGGCUGGGACAGUCAAGACUUCAUCAGAGAAGAGGACAGCGAUGGCUCUGAGCUUGUCAUUAGAAACACCGGCUUCACAGAACCGAGGCAGGACAUCUCCAGCACAUUCCAUUUAUAUACACUAUCAUAUCUUUUAUUCAGUGCAUUCAGAUUGAUUUUCUUUAAAUAAUUCAC
Danio rerio (zebrafish) is the source of this 1012-nucleotide messenger RNA. The record is from RefSeq and is a predicted model, not a curated record. Lineage: Eukaryota; Metazoa; Chordata; Actinopteri; Cypriniformes; Danionidae.